CCCCGUUCCUUCUCCUAAGUCACACUUUCGUGAAGUACAAAUUAUUCUUAGGUGUACCCUUUUAGUCAAGCAAAGCACUCAUACCCCUGUUUAUAGAAAAUUAACUUCAUUAUCUACUCAUGGCCUAACUAACUAACCCUUCCUGUUGUCUGGUGAAUGGACAGGUCGUGUACUAGCGUAUAUUCUGUGGUAAGCAACCCUGGCAGCUGACGGCGAAAACGUCAAAUAUAAUAUAAACAAUGAUUAUCAUUGGAAUUGGGAAUUCUAUAAUUUAAAUGUAUUAUCUUGAUUGUUUUGUUUUUCUUGACAAUAGAUAUUCUAUAUUUUGAAUGAUUGUGGACUUGUACAUUGAUAACUUUUAUGAGAUUUUUUAAUUAAUUGUUUUAUAUUUGUCAAGAAAAUGAUUUCUUUUCAUCGGCUUUAUCAUGUUUCUUGCGUAGCUCUCAAUUUGAAGAAGCAAGGUUUAAAACUAUGUAAAAUGGUGAAUCCCAAGAAUAAAAGGCAAUGGCAUCCAACGCAACAAUUCUUCGAGAAUACUCUGCCAACUGUAAAAAGUCUGACGCUGCAGAAACACGAGCCUGGGAAGCGUGGAAUGCGGCGCACAGCUAUGCUGAACAAGAUGUUUAUGAAACAGAUAACUGACAUGAUGUCUACUGGAACGGCUGCUUUGGAUGUAGUGGGACGAGGGAUUGAAAUAUCAAGAGUAAAUGUGACUCCAGAUAUGAACACAGUGAAUGUCUUUUGGGUGUGCAAAGGCAAUGCUUCAGAUGCUGAAACUGAGAAGAUAUUGAACAAAGUAGCUGGUGGACUGAGGCGUGAGCUAUCCACCCUCAGGGUCAUGGGAGAAGUACCUUACAUAGUGUUUGUUAAAGAUAAGCAAGAAGCUCACCUAGUUGACUUGGACCGUCGUUUGGCAAUAGCUGACUAUGGUGAGGACUAUGCUCCUUCUGACAUAGGACAGUUGCUAAAGUCUGAAUUCACUCUAAAUACCAAACUAUCACCAGAGGUGAAGGCUAAAAUAAAGCAACUAGAAAAUGAUUUGCCAGUUUAUGAAGAACCAUUGCCAGAAAUGACUCACAGUAUAUUUGGGUUGGACCAUGCAAAGAUAAUGAGCCGGCUACUGGCUGCUAGGAAGAAAAGCAGUGAUGCUUGGAGCACUCUCAACACAGAAUCUAACGUCAUAUCCUACAGAGCAAGUCAUAAUAAAGUCCCUGAUGUUGUUGGCAACCAGAGAAAGGAGCUGGCUGAAUUCUUACUCCAGAGACAGAUUAUGCAAAAGAAACUUUCAAAGCGAAACAAAGAGUCUCAGGAGGCGUGGCUGCUGACGGAGAGGGAAGAGGAGGAUGGGGAGGACGCAGACGAAGAUGAUGAAUACGAAGAAGAUGAAGAUGACUAUAACUACUACACGGGGUACGGUGAAAUACCAGAACCCACCAGUGAAGUCAAAGACACUAAGUUGUAGUUGUAGUUAUUGUUAGUAGGCCAAAUAAAUUAUUUUACUUAGUUUAU
This is a messenger RNA of Spodoptera exigua (beet armyworm), 1509 nucleotides long. NCBI's taxonomy places the organism in Eukaryota, Metazoa, Arthropoda, Insecta, Lepidoptera, Noctuidae. The record is from the annotation of a GenBank genome assembly.